Messenger RNA from Rhopilema esculentum, 5310 nucleotides. The record is from RefSeq and is a predicted model, not a curated record. NCBI's taxonomy places the organism in Eukaryota, Metazoa, Cnidaria, Scyphozoa, Rhizostomeae, Rhizostomatidae.
AUCUUUAUUUUUUUAUGGAGAAGUGGGCCGUACAUGCUAAGCCUUUUCAUAGCUGUCAUAACCCCCAAAAUUUAGAAUUUUUCACCUCUAAAACUUGAACACUGACCUUGUAAGUGGCCCUGCCACACUUUUCAGACUAGGGUAUAUUAAUGCUAUACAAAAUAGAAAUCAGUUACUUUUGUGCAACCAAUGCAACAUAGCAACCUCUACCAGUCAAAAGCACAAAUUAAGAGCAAGCUAAGACUGAGCUACUAUAAAGAGUAAUUUUGAACAUGCUUCAUUUAAGAACAUAGAUUUUUUGUCAUCUAUGGGUGCUUUUUUGGUGAAUUUUCAAACUUACUGACAAACAAAAAUGUCUCACUCAUUUUGUUGGCAAUUUAGGCCUUAACACCUUUCUAUAGCACUUCAGCUAGCAAUUGCACUCCUUAUACCCUAAUGAUUUAAGAACAAAUUAUAAAAAAUCCAGCUUCAGAUUUUUGAAAAAUUAGAGCAGCCAACCUGAACUCUAAUUUCUGGUUCCAAAUAAAAAGGGUGUAUCACUCUUCAUCAAAAACAUCUCACCAUUUCUCAAACCAUUUAAUUGGUCCUUUGGAGAUUUGAUUAAUCAGGAGUUUUCUGUAUCUAAAAUUAACACUCAUUUCCAUACUAGCAAUAGCAUAUUACAAAUGAAUUCUUUUUUUAAAGUCAUUUAGAUUUUGGAAUGCUUGUCAUCUUGCCACUUUUUUGAGAUAUGGCCAAGUCACUGCAGGACACUCUGCACCAAUGUCUUGAAGAUCUGGAAAGAUAUUAUGAUAAGGGGAGUGAUAAAGACAUACAAGAAACACUGCAGAAAAUAUUUUGCCUCAAAGAUGUAGAUUUGUAUUCAUUGGUUCUUGCAAUUGUCAAAGAAUCCAAGCAUGUUUAUUAUCUACAAAGAAAAUCAAUAGCUGAGAUCACCCUCAACACCUUCAAAAACUGGCUUUUAUCGAAGGGUCGUAGCUUACUGUUGACUGAUGAACACAAAUAUAAUGCUAUGGACUAUUUGGUAAAAAGCGGAAUCAAGUUUACUGAACAAUUACGUGACAUUUUUCAACUGGACAAAGGCAUUGACAGAAGAUUUUUAGUCAAGCACUUAGAGUAUCUGUAUGAUUCAAAAAAUGAUCCCAAAACAGCAGCAAUUGUGGCUAUAGAACUCAAGCUGCAGGAUUAUAUCAACCCUGAAGAGCUGCUAUUGCCGUUAAUUGCUUCUGACAAGUUUCAAGUAGCUGAGGCAUUGUUGAAGGAUAGUCGUAUACUGCAGGAGCGUUAUGUUGAGAUGCUGAACAGACUGUGUGGCUUUAAGGAGGAUGAUUUGUUUGAUUACAUACAAAAUAAGCGUCGUUUAAGCAUCGUUGAUAAAACGAAAUUCACGUCAAAGACGCUGACAAAGAUUUCAGAGAAAGCUGUAAAGAGAUAUGGCCUCGAUCCAGUGAAGUUUCCUAACAUAUUCAGGAAGAAGAAUGUCAGCAGCUUGCGAUACUUGGUCAGUCAGAAAUAUAAAUCGCCCGAUUAUGAAUUUUCAAAAUGGGAUGGACUAAUUAAGGCUGCAGUUGCUAAUGAUACUUGGCUGCAGGAACAACUCAUUUUCCUUCUGGCCUACCAACAUCGUGAUUCUCCAUACGCUGCCAAUCUAGCCAAGCACCUAAACAUGCCACGUAACACGUUGCCGCCAGCUGUACGAUUAGAGCUCGACCGAAAGCCAAGUUCAGAUAGUUUGCAGACUGUAGCCAGCAUGCCUCCACUUAUUGAUAUGUCAAAUGUGUGUGAUGAUGAUUAUGAUGAUUUCGAUGACGAUGGGUUCAUGUUUUCGACUGAUGACGUCAAGUAUGAUGAAACAAAGGAAUGCCGACAGUCGCUUCGUGAGCUGACAGUUAUUGAGAAGUACUGGUCGUACCCCUUACCCGAGGAAAACGUAAAAUUCAUCAACACUUGUGAUGCUCUCCGGCAAAGUAUUAAAGCUAUUUUUAAGGGUGGAAAUAUUAUCGGGUUCGAUGGUGAAUGGCAACCAAAGUACGGGCGGGCAGGCCAGAAAGAUAAAAUGGCAAUCAUGCAAUUAGCCGUGAAAGAAGAAGUAUAUAUCAUUGAUAUUUUUGAAUUCGAUCGUACUCAAGAAGGCCAGGAGCUACUGAAAGUCCUUUUCAACAAGCUGUUUACUUCUGAAGAUACGCUGAGGCUAGGCUUCGGAAUAGACAGUGACAUAAAAGUCAUAACUGACACAUAUCCAUAUGCCAACGACUUUCUGCGAAAAACAAAGAAUUUUGAAGAUCUUCUGUAUCUGAGCAAACAGAUCCUGAAGCUGCCGUGUGUGAUCAAAAAGCUUGGUUUGACAACGGCACCUGAUAAAGAGAAGGGAUUGAGUCAGCUUGUUAAGCAGUGCCUUGGAAAGCCAUUGGAUAAAACAUUUCAGAUCUCGAACUGGGAGCAACGGCCUCUGUCUAAGGAGCAGCUGUUAUAUGCAGCCUUGGAUGCCCUAUGUCUCGUUAAGAUCUAUGAUGUUUUCGAGGACCUUGCAGCAGGGUUCCAAAUCGUCAUCACAUCUAAUCCAAACAGUGGAACUUGUCAGAGCGUUGCUGAAUUUCAGAGUUAUGUGCCCGAGGAGCGGGUUGUCGAUGGUCCUCCGCAACGACCAGGUCAACUAGCUGUAGUCUGUGACACGAUGCUGCAAGGACUUGGCAAAUACUUAAGAUGCUGCGGGGUAAACACUGUGAUUCUGCAAAAUGGCGAUGAUCAUAUGCAUGCAGUUGAGUUGUACUACAAACAGAAAAGGGUUAUUCUUACUCGUGGAAAAGCAUUUAACCAGAUUCGGGCCUAUGUUCCGGAGAAAAUGUGCAUGUGUGUUCCUGAAGGCACAAAUGCAAUUCAGGUUGCCGCUGUUCUCGGGCGCUACAACGUACGGGUGACGUCAAAAGAUAUCUUUAGCAGGUGUCAGUUAUGCAACGGUGACAAGUACUUGACAGUGAAAAAAGAACACAUGCUUUUAGCCUUCUGGAAAAAGACGAGGGUCAGGCCGAAAGAAAGCUUUUUAAUCCAGCAUAACCUGCAUCAUCUCCAGGAUAGCCAAAAAAAUGAAACUGGUAUCGAUUUUCAUCACAUGAUAAUUGGCAAAGGCGCUUCUUUGCAAUGUGAGUUUAUUCCUCCUCAAAUUUUUGAUAAAGUUGAAACAUUUUUUGUUUGUGAAAGUUGCGGCAAGGUUUAUUGGGAAGGUUCGCAUUUUGAUAAGAUAGCUGACCAGUUUUCGCACAUCAUCGUUGACAGUGGUGAAGACGAUCGGAGAUCAUUUUACGACCAGAUGCAGACUUAGGAAUCGUGGAUUUGCUAUUGAUACCAAAGCGUCAGGUUUGUGCUGGCUACAUUUAUGGACAGCCUGGCUUUGGUUGUGAAAACUAAAUUUGGCGAAGCUGACUUCAAGUGGCAAAAUGCACAUUCUAGUAGAUGGCCAAAUCCGGUUUGGUCGCCCAGUUGAUAUUGCGUUGUAGAAGACAAGUGUUCUCUUAUAGGCCAAGAAAUCCUGGUGGCUAGAGUUUGAUUCCUUAUUUCGAAUGUAAGCCACGUAUUGGUAACUUAUUCCAUACUUUAAUUCACACAUGCAGUACUUCAGGUGGUGCCUCCUAGUCAUGCCUCCUAGUCAUGCCUCCUAGUCAUGCCUCCUAUUCAUGCCUCCUACGUUUGCAUAAAUCAUGGUAUUUUGUAAUACGACUUUGAUCAAUUUUUCUUUUUGAAUUUUGCCUGGACUUCAAAGUAGUUAGUAACUGGAUUAAAAUACCUGUAUUUCUUGGUACACCCUAGCGAUUUAAUUGAGAAUCCUCAGAACAAACAACAUUGAAACAAACAGCCUUGAGACAAGCGCUCUGUGCAGUGUUCAUAUUUUAAACUACAUUUCUUCAAGGCAGACAUGUUGGGUUUAAAUGCCAUGAAACAAAUAUCCUUGAAACCAAACCUCAGAACAAACGGCUCUGAAACAAACGUCAUCGAAACAAUAUACCUUGAAGCAAGUAUCCUUAUGUUAAACAACAUUUGCUCGAGGCAAAAACCGUUGGGUUAAAUUGCCUUGAAACAAACAUCCUCGGAACAAAUGGCCUUGAAACAAACAUCCUCGGAACAAAUGGCCUUGAAACAAACAUCCUCGGAACAAAUGGUCUUGAAACAAACAUCCUCGCAACAAAUGGCCUUGAUACAAACAUCCUCGCAACAAAUGGCCUUGAUACAAACAUCCUCGGAACAAAUGGCCUUGAAACAAACAUCCUCAGAACAAACAACCUUGAAAUGAACAUCUUCAGAACAAAUGGCCUUAAAACAUAAAAGAAACGCUUUAUCCAACAUCCUUAGCUUAAAACAGACAAACUUCCUCUAAGCAAACAUCCUUGAAAAGAUUUUCAGGCAAAAAUCUACGAAAAUGGGCUGCUUUGAAACAAAGUUUCUUCAAGCAAACAUCCAUAUAAAACAACCUUGAAAUGAUUAAUUGUAGACCGUUUUCAAAUAAGCGCUCCAUUUUUUUAAAUUUUAAAUUCGAAGGAAUUUGUUUAAAAGUAUAAUUGUUUGAUCAACUGUUUAGGAUGGUUAAGACAGUUUCUUGCAAUGUAUUUCAACCAUUCAGUUUUAAUUAAGGUUAAACUUAUAACAAAGGCGAGAUACAAGAUGCCGAUCUUGAAUGAUCAAGCAAGCAACCCCUAAUUAAAAAUACACUGUGCCUGAUCAGAUCAUAUUCAAAUACUUGUCAAUCAAUGUGAUAUUCACUCUGAAACUUCACAUUAUCUGAGAUUCGUUAUUUUAGGCAGUAAGAUGCAUAAAUCAUGUUGGCUUUCUUUGUUGAUGCCAUUCUGUCCCUUAGUAAGAUUCUUCCUACCUAUUCUGGGCACAGAUGCACGCUAUUUGUUCUCCAGUUUGUACAUAGCACAGCUUUGCGGCUGACACUCUUCGGUGUCUAAAACGACAGAACAUAGAGAUGUAAAACUCAUCUUGAUUUUGCCAUCGGGCAGCAUUUACUGGUAUACCCAGACUGUGCCAAAAACGUUAUGGUGACAUGUUUCAGAUUAUUGGUAUACCCUGGUCGUCUUUCUAGCAGUAUCAUCGUUUCUUAUUGAAUAUUUUCUUUGUAAUGUGUAUUUACCUGGGCAACCUAGGUUAAUCUAAAAGUUUAUCAAAAUUUGGAAACGUCUUUAUGGCACAUUUUCAAUCAACAGCAUUAAGAUUUUAAAACUGAAUUUAAAAUUGGUUCAAGCAAAUAUUUCUUAAAAUGGAAAUGAAUAGUAGCUUUUGUGAUGAAUAAUAGUUUAAAAAAUUAUACGUUUAUUC